Messenger RNA from Mandrillus leucophaeus (drill), 4368 nucleotides. It is a transcript of the gene VWA5B1, whose product is annotated as von Willebrand factor A domain containing 5B1. The coding region runs from base 196 to 3756 and encodes 1186 amino acids. The record is from RefSeq and is a predicted model, not a curated record. NCBI's taxonomy places the organism in Eukaryota, Metazoa, Chordata, Mammalia, Primates, Cercopithecidae. The transcript is spliced from 22 exons.
AUCGCAAUGUGGGCAUUGAUCAAGCCAGCUGCCAGGGCAGCGGGCGCAGGGCUUGGGCACUGGAGCCCAGCCCCGGGCCGCACCUCCAGCAGCGCUGGGUGCAGAAGGCAACCACUGUGGCCGUGGAGAGAGGGAGUGUGUACCUAGACACGUGUGCUUCUGGGGUAAGGUUCUGAAGGCUGAGUAGCCAGCGGGAUGCCUGGCUUGCUGAAUUGGAUCACGGGGGCAGCCCUGCCCCUCACGGCGUCUGACGUUACCUCCUGUGUCAGUGGUUAUGCCCUGGGCCUAACUGCCUCCCUCACCUAUGGCAACUUGGAAGCCCAGCCCUUCCAGGGCCUCUUCGUGUACCCCCUGGAUGAGUGCACCACGGUGAUCGGCUUUGAGGCAGUCAUUGCCGACCGUGUCGUGACGGUACAGAUCAAGGACAAAGCCAAGCUGGAGAGCGGCCACUUUGAUGCCUCCCAUGUUCGAUCCCCAACAGUCACAGGGAACGUUCUGCAAGAGGGGGUUUCCAUCGCCCCUCGUUCCUGCACACCGGGAAAGGUGACCUUGGAUGAGGAUUUGGAGCGGAUCCUGUUUGUGGCCAACCUGGGGACCAUUGCCCCCAUGGAGAACGUCGCCAUCUUCAUCAGCACCUCCUCGGAGCUCCCGACGCUGCCCAGUGGGGCUGUGAGGGUCCUUCUGCCUGCUGUCUGUGCCCCAACCGUGCCCCAGUUCUGCACCAAGAGCACUGGCACCUCCAACCAACAGGCCCAGGGCAAAGACAGGCACUGCUUUGGUGCCUGGGCCUCGGGCUCCUGGAAUAAGUUGUGUCUAGCGACUCUCCUGAACACUGAUGUGUCCAACCCCAUGGAGUAUGAGUUCAACUUCCAGCUGGAGAUCCGUGGGCCAUGUCUGCUCGCAGGGGUGGAGAGUCCCACGCACGAGAUUCGUGCCGAUGCUGCCCCAUCUGCCCGCUCGGCCAAGAGCAUCAUCAUCACCUUGGCCAACAAGCACACCUUUGACCGGCCUGUGGAGAUCCUCAUCCACCCCAGUGAGCCCCAUAUGCCCCAUGUCCUGAUAGAGAAAGGGGACAUGACGCUGGGAGAGUUUGACCAGCACUUGAAGGGAAGAACAGAUUUCAUUAAAGGGAUGAAGAAGAACAGCAGUGCAGAGCGGAAGACAGAAAUCAUUCGCAAACGCCUCCACAAAGACAUUCCCCACCACUCCGUCAUCAUGCUCAACUUCUGUCCCGACCUCCAGUCAGUCCAGCCGUGCCUGAGAAAGGCCCACGGGGAGUUCAUCUUCCUCAUUGACAGGAGCAGCAGCAUGAGCGGGAUCAGCAUGCACCGAGUCAAGGACGCCAUGUUGGUGGCCCUUAAGAGCCUCAUGCCAGCCUGCCUCUUCAAUAUCAUUGGGUUUGGAUCUACAUUUAAGAGCCUUUUUCCUUCCAGCCAGACCUACAGUGAGGAGAGCUUGGCCAUGGCCUGUGAUGACAUCCAGAGAAUGAGGGCCGACAUGGGUGGGACCAACAUCCUUUCCCCUCUCAAGUGGAUCAUCAGGCAGCCAGUGCACCGAGGCCACCCGCGACUCCUCUUCCUGAUCACAGAUGGCGCUGUCAACAACACGGGGAAGGUACUGGAGCUGCUGCGAAAUCACGCCUUCUCCACCAGGUGCUAUAGCUUUGGAAUUGGACCCAACGUCUGCCACAGACUGGUGAAAGGGCUGGCAUCUGUGUCCAAGGGCAGUGCUGAGUUCCUGAUGGAGGGGGAGCGGCUGCAACCCAAGAUGGUCAAAUCCUUGAAGAAGGCCAUGGCCCCAGUCCUGAGUGAUGUGACUGUGGAGUGGAUCUUCCCUGAGACCACUGAGGUCCUGGUCUCACCCAUCAACGCCAGCUCCCUCUUCCCUGGAGAACGGCUGGUGGGGUAUGGCAUUGUAUGUGAUGCUUCCAUGCACAUCUCCAAUCCCAGAUCUGACAAGAGGCGUCGGUACAGCAUGCUGCACUCUCAGGAGUCUAGCAGCUCCGUCUUCUACCACUCUCAGGACGACGGACCCGGACAGGAAGGUGGAGACUGUGCCAAGAACUCGGGAGCACCCUUCCUCCUAGGGCAGGCCAAAGAUGCCCUGCUAGUCAGCAGAAACUCCACCACCAAGCACGAUCCGAACGUCUCCCAGCGACGGAGGGCAUAUAGCACCAACCAGAUCACCAAUCACAAGCCCUACCCAAGGGCUACCACAGCGAGUGACCCCAUGCCAGCUGCCAAGAGAUACCCACUGCGGAAAGCCAGGCUGCAGGACCUCACCAACCAGACCAGCCUGGAUGUCCAGUGGUGGCAGAUUGAUUUGCAGCCCUUGCUGAACAGUGGUCAGGACCUGGACCAGGGCCCCAAACUCCGUGGCCCAGGGGCCCGAAGGCCCUCUCUGCUGCCCCAAGGCUGCCAGUCCUUCCUGCCCUGGGGCCAGGAGACCCAGGCCUGGAGCCCCGUGAGAGAGCGGACUUCUGACAGCCGAAGCCCCGGAGAUCUAGAGCCGUCCCACCACCCCUCUGCCUUCGAGACAGAGACAUCCUCGGACUGGGAGGCCCCAGCCGAGUCCCAGGAGCGAGCCAGUCCCAGCAGGCCCGCCACCCCUGGCCCGGUGCUGGGCAAGGCCCUGGUGAAAGGCCUGCGCGACAGCCAACGCCUGCAGUGGGAGGUGAGCUUCGAGCUGGGGCCCCCCGGACCGGAGCGGCGCGGCGAGCGGGAUGCCGACCUAUGGUCCAACCGCCGCUACCAGGUGAGCGCCUUGCACACCAGCAAGGCCUGCAAUGUCAUUAGCAAAUACACAGCCUUCGUGCCUGUGGACGUGAGCAUGAGCCGGUACCUGCCCACCAUGGUGGAGUACCCCAACUCUGGAGCUGCCCUGCGUAUGCUCAGUUCUCGAGCUCUGGCCCAACAGUGGAGGGGCACCUCUUCUGGCUUCGGACGGCCGCAGACCAUGCUUGGAGAAGACUCGGCAGCAGGAGAUGACAUGGAGGCAAGUCCCACUGCUCCCUUCAGGGAGACCACAUCCCCUGGCCGCGAGAAGCACGGUGCUUCUGAAGGUCCCCUGCGCAGCCUGGCCACAAAUACUCUUUCUUCCAUGAAGGCCUCAGAGAAUCUCUUUGGAUCCAGGCUAAAUCUCAACAAGUCCAGGCUACUGACGCGAGCAGCCAAGGGCUUCCUGAGCAAGCCACUGAUCAGAGCUAUGGAGUCGACCUCCGGGAACCAGAGCUUCGACUACGUACCACUGGUGUCUCUGCAGCGGGCCUCCGGAGCCUUCCUGCUCAACCAAGCCUUCUGUGAGGCCACACACAUCCCCAUGGAGAAGCUCAAGUGGACAUCCCCUUUCACCUGCCACCGAGUGUCCCUCACUGCCCGCCCGUCUGAGUCCAAGACCCCGAGUCCCCAGCUGUGCACCAGCUCCCCAUCUCGGCACCUGUCCUGUGACAGCUUCUCCCUGGAGCCUCUGACCAAGGGCAAGCUGGACCUGGAGCCGAAGGCAGUGAUGGAGCACACUGGGAAGCUGUGGGCCACGGUAGUGGGGCUGGCAUGGCUGGAGCACAGCUCGGCCUCCUACUUCACUGAGUGGGAGCUGGUGGCCGCCAAGGCCAACUCAUGGCUGGAGCAGCAGGAAGUACCCGAGGGCCGCACGCAGGGCACACUCAAGGCCGCUGCCCGCCAGCUUUUUGUGCUUCUGCGGCACUGGGAUGAGAAUCUCAAGUUCAAUAUGCUCUGCUAUAACCCGAAUUAUGUGUAGUUGGGUGAGGGGGAGGCUGGGUGGAGGGAAGGGUGGGGAGGAGAGGGAUGGGUAGGGUCAUGUCGGCCUGCUUUGGGGAGCUUUUGGAGCUGUAGCCAAUACAUCAGUUACUAGAAAGAGCCCUGGACUGGCAGCCAGGAGGCCUGAGUUCAAUCCCAACUUUGCUACCAUCCAGCCAUGCAACUUUAGGCCAGUCCCUGCCCCCUAUCUGGGCCACAGUUCCCUCAUCUAUAAAAUAAGAGGGUGAGAUGAGGGAAGUGGAGUGGAUCUUAAACGGUUCAGCGGUUCCUUUCUGCCCAUGCAGGCAGUCCCAGGCCGACUGCUGCUGGGGCUGGGGAAGGAAGUCGCAGUGGAAGCCUGAGACCUCUCUGGAGGUAGACCACGUGGGCACAGCAAUGCCCACUCAAAUAAAAGGGCAGAUGAGAGGACCCAGUGACCGCAAGUAACCAGGCCUACAGGCUUGCAGAGGCACAUAGAGACUAGCCAGUCUGGUGCUUGUAGGACAGGCUCUUGUCUCCAAGGUAACAGCCUAGGACCCCCUAAAUCCCACUUAAAAGCCAAUUGGAGAACCAUCCUUCUCAACGCUUUUCAAAAGAGUCGCUCGGGAGCCUU